This is a messenger RNA of Phalaenopsis equestris, 1462 nucleotides long. Its product is annotated as protein SGT1 homolog. Gene Ontology annotation, cellular component: nucleus; cytoplasm. Gene Ontology annotation, biological process: protein stabilization; defense response to fungus. The record is from RefSeq and is a predicted model, not a curated record. Gene Ontology annotation, molecular function: protein-folding chaperone binding. NCBI's taxonomy places the organism in Eukaryota, Viridiplantae, Streptophyta, Magnoliopsida, Asparagales, Orchidaceae.
CUAAAACGCAAAUUAAUAUCCUGACAUGGUAAAGGUUUUAUCACUUCCUUCUUCUCACUAGUUAGGUUUGUUACCCUUCCGACGCCUUCCAUGGCGAGCAUCGAUCUGGAGAAGAAAGCGAAGGAAGCUUUCGUUGAUGACAACUUUGAGCUGGCCGUUGAUCUCUAUACGCAGGCCAUCGACUUGGAUCCCAAAAGCGCCGAUCUAUAUGCUGACCGUGCUCAGGCAAACAUCAAACUCGGCAGCUUCACCGAGGCUGUAUCAGAUGCAAACAAAGCUAUUGAAUUGGAUUCUUCGAUGGCCAAAGCUUACCUAAGAAAAGGAACUGCUUGUAUGAAGCUUGAGGAAUAUCAAACUGCAAAGGCAGCUCUUACUGCAGGCCUUUUGUUGGCACGGAACUCUCGAUUCAGCCGAUUAGUUAAAGAAUGCGAUGAGCGCAUUGCAGAGGAAACUAAAGAUAUCUCAAAAGCGACAUUGCCUAUUUCCUCCCAGAGUUCUUCAUCAACUUCAGAUGUUAAUGUUGAGAGUGUGAUUAAUGGCCAGUCCACACAGGAUGUAGGCCACCACCCUCAGGCCUCAAUUCAAAGCAAACCAAAAUUCAGGCAUGAUUAUUACAAUACCUUGACGGAAUUAGUUUUGACUAUUUUUGCAAAGGGCAUCCCACCACAAAAUGUGCAUAUUGAAUUUGGAGAACAAAUUUUGAACGUUUCAAUAGAUAUACCUGGUGAAGACUCGUUCCUUUUUCAACCUCGCCUAUUUGGAAAGAUUAUUCCAGAAAAAUGUAAAUAUUUUGUUUUGCAAACCAAAGUUGAGAUCCGUCUUGCAAAAGCUGAAGCUGUCUCAUGGCCAACCUUGGAGUACAAUAAGGAUAAAGCGCUUCUUCAAAAGAUUAUUGUUCAAUCAGAAAUUAAGAACCAGAAACCUUCCUAUCCCUCUUCCAAAAAGAAAGUUGAAUGGGAUAAGCUUGAAGCUGAGGUUAAAAAGGAGGAGAAGGAUGAAAAAUUAGAUGGCGAUGCUGCAUUGGGCAAACUUUUCCGUGAUAUAUAUCAGAAUGCAGAUGAAGACAUGCGACGAGCAAUGAAUAAAUCUUUUACUGAAUCAAAUGGGACAGUGUUGUCUACAAAUUGGAAAGACGUUGGUGCUAAGAAAGUGGAUGGAAGCCCACCUGACAGUAUGGAGUUUAAGAAGUGGUAGAAAGAAUUCGAGAAUUAUGUGUGUUUGUUAGCCGCCAUUUGAAGCCGCUGUGUGAUCCCACCUGAAGUCUAGGCCGUGCAUUGUUAGUGUGCUUUUUCCUAGUCAGUUUUUGAGAAUCUUCAGGGUUUUUUCUAUAAAAUUUUCUGAAAAACUUGAAAAAAUUUGCUCUUUAAUUCCAUUUGUGCAGAUGUCAAGUCGCAGCUUUUGAUCAUGCUGUUGAAGCUUUAGCUGUGUUUUGCUGUAUUUAUAUGUUUAUCUUGUUCUUACA